CGCUCUUCAUUCUGCCCGGUUCCGUGGCCUUUAGUCACCGAGGCGGACCGACCGGGCGAACAGGCAAGAAGUUCCGCGUGUGCCAAGUGGCUAGGAGCUUGAAUGCGACCAGGAGAAUGCGGCCCGGAACGAGAUGUUCGAGACUCGGUUCGCUGAUAAUAGUUCUACUGCUAGCGGCCUGCAUAAUAGAAGACACCGCCGGUACUUGGAACAGGCGGGAGGACAAGACCAAAUGCCCGAAAGUGAAGGCCAUUAGGAAUUUUGACAUAUCCGAGUUCCUCGGAUCAUGGUACAUAGUGCAGUAUUAUGCGAGCUCGGAGGAAGCGCUCGCAUACAGAUGCAUGCGAGCCGAACUUUCAAUCUCGCCCGAAAACACCGAAGUCACCAUGAAUUUCACUUACAGUUUCACCGACGAUCCAAUCAAUGAAAAACUAGUCGGUAACAUCACCUGGAAGAUUCCUUCGACCGAGUUACCUGCUCACUGGGUACAUGCCGAGUAUCCAUAUGAAGGAGUGUAUAAUACCUAUGUGUUGGACUCGGAUUACAAGUCGUGGUCAUUGCUGAUGCAUUGCGCGGAGCAAAGUAAAACUCCUCGAUAUUUAUCAAGCUUCAUCAUGAGCAGGCGGCCAAGCCUCGAAAUCAACGUUAUAUCCUACCUCCGCGAGAAGUUGCCCAGGUACGAUAUCGAUUUGGAGUACAUGUUUCCGAUGGACCAGCAAGAGUGCAACAAAACCAGCACUUCGGAAAUGGAUUUACUGAUUCCGCCAUCGUUGAUAUCCAGAAAACACUUCACCGAGCGAAAGCAUCCACUCAAAAAGAAACAUCGACGCUUUUGAGCGUAAUGAUUAUUUGGAGUAGGCGCAAUAUUGCACGAGCAUUGUUUGUACCGUUACAAACCUUUCGCUGCCGUUGUAAUGCUGCGGAAAUGGGCAAAUUUAUUAUCCGAUCGAACAGUUCCAAGUGACGUGUAAACGACGAGAACUUGACUGCUAAUAUUUUAUUCACCAAAUAUGAAAAUUUCAAUGAUUAAAUAUUUCGAAACAAGUGCACACGAAGAUGAAGCCUUUAGUUCAUUGUUUCCAUUGAGCGAAAGUCAUUUACACUGAAUUUUGCAAUGAAAACAGUCAUUUCCAGAAGAUUUCCGAAUUGCAUUCAUAAAUAUCAGUUAUCUUGAUAAUAAAGAACUGAAAAUCACUGCCGAGAAAGAAAAUUGUUUACGUCAAAUACAUGGUAAUUGACCGUUGAAAGCCAAGAAAUUAUAUUACUGAUGACGAUGCAUUAUGUUCGUAAUGUAAUAUGAAUAUUUAAUCGAAUGUAUAGAGGAUAUUGUAAUAACACGGCAUACCGAAUUACGUGACCCAUUUGAAGAUUUGGAUUUAAUUAUCUCCUAAAAUAUAUAGAUUGCUUCUAAAAAUGUUCUAACUGAAACUUACUCUAUUUCGAGGGGGGCAUCUUAUAAUAGUCACAUAUUCUCUCUACGUGGAUGUACUUUAGAGAUUUGAAGGUGAUCUUGACUUUUUUUAAUGGAACUGUAUGUUUUCUUCUAGAUAAGCUUAUAGUCUAUUCCAAGACGAAUUCAUUGACUCGUAAUACUUUGGUUCUGCAAGGUCGUCAAGUUUAUUUAAUGCCAUUCAAAACUUAUCUUCGUUAAACGUCCCCAAAAUUUAUCUAGUCCGAAUACUUCUUUGAGUUGUACGUAAAUAUCACGCGAACUCGUAAUGAUAAUAAGUUUUGUUACCAAAUAAGUAAGGUUGAUAAAGGCAAAGUGUUAUAGAUCAAUGAAUUCGCCUUGGAAUGGACUGCAAACUUAUUUAGAAAAAAAAACAUACAGUUUCAUUUAAACAAAUCAAGAUCACCUUCAAAUCUCAGAGGCAUAUACAUUUAGAAAGCAUUUAUGACUAUCAUAAGAAGUACCCAUCAAAACAAGGUAAGUUUGAUUCAGAACAUUUUUAAAAGCAAUCUAUAGUUUAGAAGAUAAUUAAGUUCAAAUCUUGAAAUAGGUCACCCUGUAUAUUCAUAACAUUCAAAUUUUAAGAAUUGAUCGAGUACUAGUCCAUUAAUAUGCAAAGUACCUAGAGUUCUUGAGCUUCAAAAGUAUGAUUCAAGCUUGUGCUUAUGGUAUCAACUUUAUGUGUAUAAACCGGCUUGUUCCUUAACAUGUGAUCAAUUUAGGUACUUACAUAUAAGAAUGUAUACAUACGAUAUAAGAUAUACAUAUAUUGUACUUUAUAUGGCUGUAAAAUAUGAAACUACAAAUAAAGUAGUAAAUGUAAUAAUAAUAUAAUACUGAUAUGAUUUUAUCAUAUACAUAAACAUGUAAUCGUAUAACACUAAUUGAUUAUAGAAAUAUUAUAUUAUAAUGAAUAUUAUAUAAGAUUUUGUAAAUGGAUUUAAAGUAAUUUUAUGAACUGUAGUUGGGAAAAUAUUACUUCGACUAUAUUUCUUCUGUAAAAUCACUACUAAAAUUCAUCACAUAUUGAUACUAAUCUUAACAUAUUAGGCGAUAAUACUUUCAUGUCUCUAAUACCAGAAGACAAUUAAAAUAAGGAAAUUUCAAACAGUUUCCAUAGAUUUCUGUUCUUAAAACAAGUGUAAACGAGAAUAAAUUGUUCUUCGAGAUAAAUAAAAAAAAUACAAAAAUAGAAUUUGAAA
Molecule: messenger RNA, 2652 nt
Organism: Megalopta genalis
Lineage: Eukaryota; Metazoa; Arthropoda; Insecta; Hymenoptera; Halictidae
Gene: Karl
Product: lipocalin/cytosolic fatty acid-binding protein Karl
Biological process (GO): response to reactive oxygen species; lipid metabolic process
Cellular component (GO): cytoplasm
Source: RefSeq, a predicted model, not a curated record